Angiostrongylus costaricensis is the source of this 327-nucleotide messenger RNA. The record is from the annotation of a GenBank genome assembly. Lineage: Eukaryota; Metazoa; Nematoda; Chromadorea; Rhabditida; Metastrongylidae.
UUGAAAGUAGAGCCUGGAAUCGUCAACUUCUCAACAGCUGGAGGAAAAUUAAAUGUUGUUCUGAGAAACGAAGUUGGAGCACGAGUUGCAUUCAAAGUGAAAUGCUCAAACAACCACGAAUAUGGCAUACUUCCGAUAUAUGGUUUCAUCAAAGUUUCCGAAACUGCUUCGCUUGAAAUCACACGAUUACCUGGAAAACCAAAAGAGGACAAAAUGGUAAUUUUGUGGGAGGAAGCAAAAGCCAGUUCAACAGAGGCUAAAGACGCUUUCACUAAUCCAACAAACGUGCAAUCUAUUACUGUUCCUUUAAUACAAAGUAGUUCUUGA